AUGAAUCCGUUGGUUAUUUCCAGUAAACAGUUGACCGCCCGCCGAUCGCUGAACUCGCUUAUGCUGCCCGAUUGCAUCCCCGAAGAGCCCGAGACGUCUUAUCCGUCUCCUGUCGACGACUGUGACUCCAUGGUUUCGGUUUCGACUGUUACCGCUUCGACGACCAAUUCUAUAUCCAGUGAUUGCUCUCUGUCUGAGUACCCAUGGUUCUGGGGAGACGUUUCUCGCGAUGAAGUAACCGAGCGCAUGCGGGACAAAAUUGACGGCACUUUUUUGGUGCGCAAUUCAAGCACCUCCGGUGACUAUACGCUAACUUUAAGGAAAAAUGGCAACAAUAAGCUGAUCAAGAUUUAUCAACGAGAUGGGAAGUUCGGCUUUUCACCAAACGAGUCGUUGCCUUUCUCAUCGCUGCCCGAUCUGGUCGCCUACUACCACGUACAUUCAUUGAAGCAAUACAAUCGCGAUCUAGAUAUUACGUUGAAGUAUCAGUUCAGUUACGACGAGGAGUCAGCGUCGUCUACCGUCGAACAACUAACCAACUUGCUGCACACCGUACACCUGGACUAUCUUCGCAAGUCGAAGGAAUAUGACCUUGAUCACGAAGAGUAUAUGCAGACAUCACAGGAGCUGAAUCUGAAGAGACGUGCCCUGCGAGCUUUCGAAGAAACGCUGGCAAGUUUUAACACGCAGUUAGAACUGCACAAAAAGUAA
Molecule: messenger RNA, 711 nt
Organism: Soboliphyme baturini
Lineage: Eukaryota; Metazoa; Nematoda; Enoplea; Dioctophymatida; Soboliphymatidae
Source: the annotation of a GenBank genome assembly